CGGACGAGGUUGGCUUAUCCCAGUCACUUGAUCAUAACAAAUCCCUCGUCACCUCGUAACAUUUUAUGCAACAUUUACCAAAGAUGGGCUUAUUUUCCACUUCAUCACCUUUCGACCAGAUCGUCGAAAAGGCUACAAGUGAGAAGAACACAAGUGAGGACUGGGGACAGAUAAUGGACAUAUGUGAUCGUGUUAAAGAAAAUAAUGUUGGCCCAAGAGAUUGUAUCAAGUCUGUAGCAAAAAGACUUAAUUCAGAGAACCCCAGGAUUGUUUUACAGGCAAUAACACUUCUAGAUGCAUGUAUCAACAACUGUGGCCGCAAAUUUCUCCUAGAAGUAGCAAGUAGAGACUUUGAGCAAGAACUUCGGAAACAUCUCACCAGUACACGAACUCAUCACAAGGUUUCCGAGAGACUCCGAGAAAGUUUAAAGAAAUGGGCUGAGGGUGAAUUUAAAGGUGACCCUCAGCUGGGUCUCAUUCCAGCACUCUACAAUAAGCUUAAGCAAGAUGGUUAUGACUUCAGUGUGCAGUCAGAUUCGCCCAAGAAAACAACAACAAAGUUUAGCACAGACCCUAACGUGGUACACAGUAAACAAGAAGAGGACGACAUUGCUAGAGCCAUUCAGUUGUCCCUUCAAGAAUCUGGAGGAAAUGGUUCUCCUAGCUCACAGCAGUCUUCUCGCCCAGUUUCCAGCAGUCUUUACUCAUCCGCUACAGCUGCCCUGAAUGCUGACACUGAUUCUACCAUUACCAGCACUUCACCUCCAGCCAAGGAACAUCAGAAAGCUAGAGCACUCUAUGAUUUUGAAGCAGCUGAAGACAAUGAACUCACCUUUAAAGCUGGAGAGAUAGUUCUAGUUCAGGAUAGCAGUGACCGGAAUUGGUGGAAAGGAACAAAUCAUAGAGGCGAAGGCCUUUUUCCUGCUAACUUCGUUACCUUGGAUCUUAAUAUCGAAUCGGAACCAUCAAGAACAGAGAGUGGGAAGAGAGUGUCAUUCUCAGAAUGUGUAGAGGUUACCGAAGUGGAAGGAGCAGGUGGUGAAGAUAAUCUAGAAUCUGCAGAAAUAACUGGGGAAAUAGACGAAGAAAAGAUUGACAGACUGCUCCAUGUCUUGCAUGAAGCUGAUCCCACUGGAGAACGACCUGAUCCUCAGGAACUUGCUUUUCUUGAGGAGCAAGUGAAUGCCAUGGCUCCAACGAUUGAUGCUGAACUUGAGCAGAUUGACCGUAAACAUGCACUGCUAGCUCGAAUCAGUACUGAUUUAGUGGAUGCUCUUGGCUUAUAUCACCAACUUAUGCGUGAUAUGCCACCUACGCUGGGUGGGUACUAUGUACCGAAGAACCCAGGACAGAUGCCUGGCUAUGCUCAGUCGCCAACACCAGGCAUACCACCGCAGAUGUAUGGAGGACCCAAUCAGUUUGUAACUUACAUGGGCCCUCCUCCACCUGGCGCCCCAAUAGGGCCAGUCUCUUUUCAAAACAUGCCUCCGUCUUCUAUGCCUGGGGCAGCACCAGUUCCUCCAUCUCAGCAACAAAUGAGUUCCAUGCCUAGACCCAACCAACCUUUACACAAUCAGGCAUCUCAUGGUCCUUCCAUGCCAGGUCCACAGCCACCACAUGGGCAAGCUAUUCCUCCACCUGCAGAUUUCCAGCAGAUACCUCCAAAUAGUCAUGAAGGAUCAGGAGCCAGUUUGAUGCCAAGCUAUGGACAUUUCCCUGUUUCUAGUCAUUAUGGACCAGUGCCUGCUCCUCCCCCCAGUGGACCCCCGGAACACUCAAAUGGACCACCAAAUACUUUCCCUGUCUAUUCCCAGCCACAGACAGCGCAACAGCCGCUCCUAUAAACUUGAGGACUAAUUUUAACCACUUGUGAUUUCCUUUUAGAAUUUGGGAAAAUGUAGAAGUUUCUUUUCAUAAAGGAAUUAGUCAGAGCCUUUAUAUUAUAAACUUCAUUUAUGGCUCAUUUUUUCCAUAAUAGGAUUUAUUAACACUUAUGAGUUAACAAUUUUAUGGCCACAUUGUACAGAUAUUUAAUUGUUAAAUUGUUUCAAUCUUGUAUUGUGAAUGAUGAAAAUAACAACUUCGGAAGCAUGUUGUAAAAUGAAGAUUUAAUAACCACAACAUUAUGAACAGAAUGCAGUCUUAAGAUAUUAUUUCCUGGUAAUUUUAUCAUACCAGGGUACUUUAAAAGUAUGGUACAAGUUGUUUUGUCAACCUAUGAAGUUUUGUUUGGCUUUAGUGUUUAUCCCUUAGGAAUUUAUAAUUAAUAAACCUGUGAUGAUGAGUGCUGUCGUAGAUACAUUUGAGGCACUGUGAGGCAGAGAAGAAUAAGUGCUGCCAAAUUCAAACAAUAGAGAAAAAUGCUUAUGUGAGAGAGAUCAGAGCUAAGAGGCUGAAGUUACCAUACUUUGUUCUGGGGCUCUGAACCUAAUUUACAGAUGCAGAAGACAGUACACAUUUCCAACAAUGAAACAUUGAGGAAUUAGUUCACUUUCCCGGCUUCUGGCUGUGGUGGCGCUUAGUCUUUGCUGCCAUUCAGUGCCUAAAUUAACCCUUUGAGGGUCGACAGGCCCUCUCCGAAACUCGUUCUCAGGGUCGGCCAAAUUUAAAAAAAAAAUAAAUUAUUUUCUCUUAUGAAAAGAUAGAGAAUCUUUUC
This is a messenger RNA of Cherax quadricarinatus, 2656 nucleotides long. It is a transcript of the gene Stam, whose product is annotated as signal transducing adaptor molecule. The record is from RefSeq and is a predicted model, not a curated record. Gene Ontology annotation, molecular function: phosphatidylinositol binding; ubiquitin binding. NCBI's taxonomy places the organism in Eukaryota, Metazoa, Arthropoda, Malacostraca, Decapoda, Parastacidae. Gene Ontology annotation, biological process: protein transport to vacuole involved in ubiquitin-dependent protein catabolic process via the multivesicular body sorting pathway. Gene Ontology annotation, cellular component: ESCRT-0 complex.